This is a messenger RNA of Gamsiella multidivaricata, 360 nucleotides long. Its product is annotated as velvet factor. The annotation marks the transcript as partial. The record is from RefSeq and is a predicted model, not a curated record. The transcript has a single exon. NCBI's taxonomy places the organism in Eukaryota, Fungi, Mortierellomycota, Mortierellomycetes, Mortierellales, Mortierellaceae.
AUGUGUUGCAAUCUCGUCCAUGCCGACGAUCCCUUGGGCGAGAUCGUCGCCCCUGCACACCGCGCCCUCGCCGGCACCGUCGUCUCCUCCCUCAACCGCCUCAAGGACGUCGACAACUCCGACGGCGGCUUCUUCGUCUUUGGCGACAUGUCCGUCCGCAUCGAGGGCCGCUUCUCUCUGCGGAUGACGCUCUUUGAGCUCAUUGAGGGCCAGGUCGUCCACGUCAUGACCACCGUCUCCAACCCCUUCACGGUCUACUCCUCCAAGACCUUCCCCGGCAUGUCCGAAUCCACCUUCCUGUCCAGGAGCUUCUCAGAUCAGGGCGUCCGCAUCCGCAUCCGCAAGGACCACCACGUCAAG